Cydia pomonella (codling moth) is the source of this 1355-nucleotide messenger RNA. Its product is annotated as SCO-spondin-like. The record is from RefSeq and is a predicted model, not a curated record. The transcript has 6 exons. The coding region runs from base 58 to 903 and encodes 281 amino acids. Lineage: Eukaryota; Metazoa; Arthropoda; Insecta; Lepidoptera; Tortricidae.
UAUAAUUAAGGCGUAAAACAGCCAGUUUGUUCAGACGAGGCGCAGCGGUCGAGCAACAUGGCGCAAUCAUUAGCGUUUGCCGUUAUCAUAACAGUGGGAAUCUCAGCGGCUGCUGCUGAGAGCACAGAAUGCAACAAACCGAACGAGGAGAAGCGCUGCGUGACUAUCUGUCCACCGCAGAAAAGCUGCCGAAACAUGGACAUACAAGUAUCUUGCCUGCACAACCCCUCAGAAGUUUGCAAGGACACAUGCGUCUGCAAAGAGGGUUACUUCAGGAAUGCUGGAGCUGAAUGCGUGACGAGAGACGAUUGCACAAAAUGCGGCGGCCAAAACGAAUACUUCUCGUGCCGCGUUCAACCAGACCAGACGUGUGCGUCGCUCACUGAAAAAUCGACAGACCAGGACAGUGAGCAGUGUAAGGAGCAGUGCUACUGCAGCCCCGGUACUGCGAGAGAUGAGAACGAUGUGUGUGUGCCAACCGACCAGUGCAACAAACCAUGCGGUGACAGAGAAACCAAAGAUUACUGCCCCGCCGACUGCGCCGCCGACUACUGUCCUAAGAACGCGAAGACCGUCUCUUGCCCUCGCCCGACUGUCUGUCCUACGCCCCAAUGCAAGUGCAGAUUCAAUUACCGUCGCGCUGACAAUGGGACCUGCAUACCUACACGCGAUUGCCCCCCAUUCGAGUGCAACAAGCCUUUCGAAGAAUAUAACCCUUGCCCGCCGCUCUGUCCAAACGGCUCCUGUGGCCAGGCCACGCCAACAGGGGACUGUCCAGCAAUAUUCGGAAGAAUAGGCAUUGUACUGGAAUGCAGCCCGAGCUGUCGAUGCAAGAAGGGUUACUUUUGGAAUGAGGACAAGGUCUGCGUGCCUUACAAUCAAUGCCCGGGAAAAGGCAGAUAACUACGGAAUAGAUAGAGGAAGAACGUAAUUACUGCGAGCAACCCUUCGUUUAUUAUUAUUAUUGAUGGCUAGGACUAUACGAUGGCCCAGCGCAGGCCAGUCCAAGGGAUGCAUUUAUGCGUUAGAGGGAGUAAGUAAUAUUGCUAUCUCAUUCCAACGCAUAGCUGCGUCCCUUAGACUGGCCUACGCUGGGCCACAGAUUAAUAAAUAGUUACUGGGCCAUCGUGUAGGGGAGCUCUGAAGUUAUAAAAUGUCUAGGUGCUGAAAUGGCGUGACAUCCUAAUCUUGAAAUUUUGGCACCCUGAUAAUUUAGUACCUAAUUAGCUAAAAAAACGACACUACAUGGAUUGAGUUGAAAUCAAUAACCUAACUAAAUAAGCAAGUAGCCUGUCGCAAAUCUCUUAAAUCUCAGAGUUUCACCAAAUAAAUAAAAUAAAGGUUCUUAUUUUUAA